This is a messenger RNA of Arachis ipaensis, 1525 nucleotides long. The record is from RefSeq and is a predicted model, not a curated record. Lineage: Eukaryota; Viridiplantae; Streptophyta; Magnoliopsida; Fabales; Fabaceae.
UGCAGAAUAGAGAGUUCAAGCUUUUAAUCAUGGAGCCAGACUUUGAAGCGGAUUGGUUACAGCAUGAGGUAGUCCCGAAAACAGGGGAACAGGGACAAUUGGAGCUCAAAUUCAUGAGCUUGAGUGGACAUCACAAGUCAAUCAAAGCCUGGGCAGAGGUAAAUGGCCGCCGUGUACGCGUUCUCAUAGAUUGUGGAGCUUCGGACAACUUCGCGACACCAGAGAUUAUCACCGAGUUGGGCCUGAGAAUUGACAACACCCCUAAGUUCCAGGUCAGGGUAGCGGACAGUACCAAUAAAGGGGGACAGGGAAGGUGGUUGGGUGUCACGCUCCAAUUCAAGGAAGUGGCAAUCAAGGAAGACUUCUUCAUCUUCCCAACUGACGAAGCGGAAUUUGUCUUGGGACUAGCGUGGCUAGAUAAGUUGGGAGACGUUCUCGCAAACUUCAAAAAAUCACGCCUUCGAUUUCGGAAUGGGGACAGCAUGGUUACAUUGCAGGGGGACCCGGAGCUGUGCUAUGGAGGUAUGCACCUUCAAUCUGCAGUUUUAUCCAUUCAGGAAGGGGGAGAAGGAUUUAUGGUCCAGCUGUGGCCCAUGGCCUUGCAAGCGGCUACGGUAUCGCAGGUGCCGCAGGUAAUCGAAUCAGUGUUAGCUUCCCAUGCUAAGGUGUUUCAGACACUACCAGGGCUGCCACCACAUCGUUGCCAUGAUCAUGCCAUUCCACUUAUAGAAGGAGCUUCAGUUCCGAAUAUAAGACCUUAUCGUUACCCGCACCAUCAGAAAGCAGUAAUUGAACUAAUGGUACGAGAAAUGCUGGCCUCAGGGAUAAUUCGGCCAAGCUCCAACCCCUACGAGAGUUCGAUAUUGUUGAUAAAGAAAAAGGACGGCAGCUGGAGAUUUUGUGUCGAUUAUAGGGCGUUAAAUGGUAUUACGGUGCCGGAUAAAUUUCCUAUUCCCGUCAUUGAUGAGCUACUCGAUGAAUUGGCGGGAGCUGCAGUUUUCUCUAAGCUGGAUUUAAAAUCGGGGUACCACCAAAUUCUGAUGAGGGACCAAGACAUCCACAAGACCGUCUUCCGCACUCAUGAGGGCCAUUAUGAGUUUCUAGCCAUGCCCUUCGGCUUGACCAACGCCCCUAGCUCCUUCCAAGCCUUGAUGAAUGACAUUCUUAAGCCUCUAUUGCGGAAAUUUGUCCUAGUCUUUUUCGAUGAUAUCCUCAUCUACAGUCAAGAUAUGGCUAGCCAUGCCCUUCAUCUCCAACAAGUUUUCCACAUUUUAGUGGAGAACCAGCUGGUGUUGAAUGAGAAGAAAUGCACAUUCGCAGUGAGCUCAGUGGAGUACUUGGGCCACAUUAUCUCGGCACAAGGGGUCUCGGUGGAUCCUAACAAAACCACAGCGAUGCUAGAGUGGCCGGUGCCUACGGACCAGCGAGCUUUACGGGGGGAUUCUUGGGCCUUACUGGCUACUAUAGGCGGUUUGUGCAAGGAUAUGGGGUAAUCGCCAAGCCGUUAACGGAGUUGACAAAGCGA